CUUCCUUGUUUCCCUCUUCCUACACCGCAGCACUCUCUUUCUUCUUCUUCUUCAUUCUUCAUUCUUCAUUCUUGUUCUCUGUUUCUCUUUCUCCUUGUUUGGAAGUUGAAACUAUGGACAAUGUUAAACUGGUUAAGAAUGGUGUUUUGAGAUUGCCACCUGGAUUCAGAUUUCAUCCUACUGAUGAAGAACUUGUUGUUCAGUACCUUAAGAAGAAAGUUUCUUCUUCUCCUUUGCCAGCUUCUAUCAUCCCUGAGUUUGAUGUUUGCAGAGCUGAUCCUUGGGAUUUGCCUGGUAAUUUGGACAAGGAGAGGUACUUUUUUAGCACAAGAGAAGCCAAGUACCCAAAUGGGAACCGGUCGAACCGGGCAACCGGGUCUGGUUAUUGGAAAGCUACCGGUAUUGAUAAACGGGUUGUGACCUCUAGAGGAAAUCAAAUCGUUGGUUUGAAGAAAACUCUUGUUUUUUACAAAGGCAAACCACCUCAUGGCUCUAGAACCGAUUGGAUCAUGCACGAAUACCGUCUCUCCUCUUCUCCUCCGAGUUGUAUGGGUCCAACUCAGAACUGGGUUCUCUGCCGUAUCUUCUUGAAGAAAAGAGCCGGUAACAAGAACGACGACGACGAUGGAGAUAGCCGGACUCUUAGAUAUAAUAAUAAUAAUAAUAAUAACACUAAUGACCAAAUUGAUAUAAUUACAAGAACAGAACAAACAGAUGAUAAAACGAAACCAAUCUUCUUCGAUUUCAUGAGAAAAGAAAGGACAACGGAUUUGAACCUUAUGCCUAGCUCUCCUUCUUCAGACCAUGCUUCAAGUGGAGUCACCACGGAGAUCUUCUCUUCUUCUUCUUCCGAUGAAGAGACCAGUAGUUGCAAUAGUUUCAGAAGAAAUCUUUAAUUUAAUUUUUAAUGUUGACUAUCCUUUUUAAAAUAAUAAUUAAGUUUCAUAAUAAUUUUAUAUUAA
Camelina sativa (false flax) is the source of this 962-nucleotide messenger RNA. Its product is annotated as NAC domain-containing protein 83. The record is from RefSeq and is a predicted model, not a curated record. Gene Ontology annotation, molecular function: DNA binding. Lineage: Eukaryota; Viridiplantae; Streptophyta; Magnoliopsida; Brassicales; Brassicaceae. Gene Ontology annotation, biological process: regulation of DNA-templated transcription.